AUGAAUAAAACAACACAGUACAUCAUCGGCUAUAGUGCUGUAUCAGUGGCACUACUAAGCUGGUCGAUUCAUGACUCGCUAGCCAAGUCAUACAAUUACACCAUGUUCAUAAUCGAGUUCACUGAGGGAUUGAAACUCGGUAUUUUUGUGAAUUUUGUUAUAUUUGUGUUCUUGGCACUAAAUAAGCUAUUGCAGUUGUUAUUUUUCGGAACAUUAAGAAUCAUUGAAGUUGAGCAUUUAUAUGAAAAAUUACCCAUUUUUGUUAGUAAUCUAUUUCUCAAUUUGGCCACGGGUGAUAGUAAUGUCAUUUUGAAUGUGUUUCUUGUUGGUGUGGCAAUGACAUUUAAAGUCAUGCAUAUCAUCAUGCUUGAUCGAUUGGAUUUGUUAAAUUUGCAAAUAUUCAAUAAAGUGAAUGCAGAAGAAGAUGAAGAUGAAGAUGAAGAUGAGGAAGAUGGCGCAGUGGGCGAGGAACAUCAGCAAGUGGCACGGAUUGGCGUCUGGGAUAUAUUCAAGCACUACUUAAGUCUGAUCAAUUUUUGGCUCAAGAUUUGUUUCAUUGUUGUGGACUUUGGAUUAGCAAAAUUGUUGGUGUAUGACGUUUUCCAAGGCAUCAACUCCGUCACUUGUCUAUUGUUUGGAUUUCAAUUUGCCGUACAAGGUGUAGAGACUUUGACACAGUUUGCCAAAAUGUUGUUAGGCAUUUACGAAAUUGUGUUCUUCAAAAUUCGCAAAAAUUCGAGAAUCAAUCACUUGCAAAGUCAGUCAUCUUCAAGAGCGAAUCAAGUUGACCAUGAAGCAGGAAGAGAAGGAAUUAGAGACGAAGAAGACGAAGAAAGGGAAAUGGAAGAGUUGGAUGCAGAGGAAACAACCACUGAAAUUGAUGAUAAUGAUAAUGAUGUUGUUGACGAGGACGAGGACGAGGACGACGAGAAUGAAGUGGACAUAGUUUGGGAGAGCAAGCCAUAUUAUAGCAAAGCGAUUGAAAUCUCGUCAGCUUUACUCACUGCAAUGGCAUAUUUAUGUUUUAUUUAUUUGUUCACCUUCCACUCGGGUUACUCUUUACCACUAUCGAUGCUUCUGGGUACAUUUUCAUCAUUAAAGAGGGCUUGGACUCAAACAUCACAACUUCUUGCAUUCAUCGAGUCUUCAAAAAGGCUCGAUACGCAACUACCAAGCGCAACGAAGGACGACUUGGAACUGUUGGACAACUUGUGUAUCAUCUGUCGUGAAGAUAUGUAUUCCGCAGAAGAGUAUCAGCGUAUGCGUAACAAACCACAAUCACCAAGGAGAAGAGCAAAGAAAUUACCAUGUAAUCAUAUUUUACAUAUGGGUUGUUUAAAAGAAUGGAUGGAACGUUCUGAUUGCUGUCCUUUGUGUAGGAGGAAGGUAUUUGGCGGUCCAAUCUCUUCUACUCACCCAUCUUUUCAACAACAAGCAAAUCAGGCGCAACCACAAGGACAACCUCAAGGACAACCACAACCACCGCAACCACAACCUGUUGCUAGACCAGUGGCACCUUUACCGACUGGAUUUCCUACGAAUGCAUUCCAUACCAACGGAGCACCACCAACAAACAAUGAUGGGAGAGACAUGCAUCAAGAACAUAGUCAAGGUCGUAUAAACAAUCAAUGGAAUGAUGAUGGAAAUAUGAACCAAAUGGAUCCAAUGGAGCAGAAUUUGACUUCUGCAGCACGACAAACUCAAACUCAAACUCAAUCAUCGACAUCAUCAUCAUCAUCAUCAGAAUCACCGACUUACAAUGUCUCAUUAGAACCUACUCGGACAACACAACUUUCAUCUUCUUUGUCAUCAGCUUCAUCCUCAGCUGAGAGCAUUUAUCAAACUUUGAGGCUUCCUCGCUCUGCACUCUUACCACCCGAUUGGACAGUCAUACCAUUGGAGCGAGUCGAGGGAUCAGAUGGUGAUUAUAGGGUGCGCAUAUCUCCUCAAGUUCUGGCUAACAUGAAAGUUAGGCGCCCAGGUAACGAUACUUUUAUGAAUGAACAAUAA
Molecule: messenger RNA, 2010 nt
Organism: Lodderomyces elongisporus
Lineage: Eukaryota; Fungi; Ascomycota; Pichiomycetes; Serinales; Debaryomycetaceae
Gene: HRD1
Product: E3 ubiquitin-protein ligase
Exons: 1
Coding region: 1-2010 (669 amino acids)
Source: RefSeq, a predicted model, not a curated record